Molecule: messenger RNA, 580 nt
Organism: Pleuronectes platessa (European plaice)
Lineage: Eukaryota; Metazoa; Chordata; Actinopteri; Pleuronectiformes; Pleuronectidae
Product: pleurocidin-like peptide WF4
Exons: 4
Coding region: 155-493 (112 amino acids)
Source: RefSeq, a predicted model, not a curated record
AAUUAUCAACCACUAUGUGAGCUCCUCCUGUUAAAACUCUAAAUGUUACACAAUGACGAUGAAGUCAAUUAUGUGUAUAUAAAGAGUUGCCUCUGUAGAGUAGACAACAGAUUUCACCUUUGAAUCUCACAAAGCUCACUUUGUAUUCGACAGGAUGAAGUUCACCGCCACCUUCCUCAUAUUGUUCAUCUUCAUCCUCAUGGUUGAUCUCGGAGAGAGUCGUUGGCCUGGGCGCCGUCGUAAGCCCUCUCGUAAGCCCUCUCGUAGGCCCUCUCAUAAGCCCUCUCGUAAGCCCCCUCAUACGGACGAUUUUCUUGGCGGCGUGAUUGGCGGGAUUGGUUCAGGUCUCGGGGGGCUUGCCGUGGACGCCCUUGGCAAUGCCAUAAUGCCGGGGCAGGACUACGAGCAGGCGCAGGGGCAGGAUUACGAGGAGCAGCAGGAGCUCGCCAAGCGCUCAGACGAUGACAGCCCCAGUCUCAUUUUUUUUGACUGAAGAAGUCGCCCUGAAGGAAUCUUCAGAUCAUAUAUAAUGCUUCUUGCUUUUCAUUGAAAUAAAUAAAACAUUUAGCCUCAACAGCAA